CCACAGUCACCAACCUUUCAAAGAACACACAACUGUCGCAUAAACUAUGAUAAGAGGGGUUUGGGAUCAGGUAUCUUCAACAAUCGGAAUGGGUUCCCCUCUAUCAGAAACAGGACCAGCAAUGCUCAAUUCCGCGACUCCCACGAAAACCAUCCACAACGAGUACGAAGUCACCAUGCAGUCUUCGACGACGGACUCCGAUAGCGAUGGACCACCUAGCUCCCCUUUUGUCGCCAACGUCUCAGAUGUCGUUGCAGAUUGCGAAAACAUCUCUCCAAGCAAGCUUUCACGUCUUGCAUCGAAGAGUCCUAUCGAUCGCGAGCAAACGUCCCCAUUGAAAAUGCUGAAGAGCCGCGCUUCACCAAGUUCGAAGUCCCAAUCGCCAUCGUCCCGGAAAGAUUCGAAACCUUUGCGAAGCCCACGCAAGAUGUCAUCCCCAGAAAAAAGAUUUCCUGUGAAGCCCUCUUCACCUGUCAAGCAAGCCUCGCCAGAGAAGAAGCCAGCCGUUACGGAGCGGACUAUGACAAUCGAAGAUGUUCUGCGCGAUAAUGAAGGCCUUACCAAAGCUAUUGAGAUUUUGGAAGACGAGGACAGCGAGAUAGACCACACUUCGGACGAUACUUUGACGAGUAUGGGUGGUGUUCCCAGACACCAGGAACACUAUAACGAGGAACAAAACAUGGAUGAUACGAUGGUUAGCACUUUCAGCACCUUCUCUGCUGUGCCGGACAUGACCAUGUUUGCCAAAAUUGGACACAGCCCGACGAAACAUGCUGUAAUGGGAUCCACUCCACGACGAACUCAGAUCAAUACUCCCGCAACUCUCAGACGACCCAUGCAAGACCGAUCCCCUUCACCGACUCCCCGAGGGCAUAGGUAUGGCAAGAGUAGAGAUGAAGGGAACACCACGAACUUGAUUCUAGAUUUCACAGACCAGUUCAAUGGAUUCGCUGGACGAGCUCAAUAUUCUCCCAGGAGACAAUCACCUCUGAAGAGCACAACCAUGCCAGACAUGUCGUUCGCAACGACACCCACAGUCAAUAGGCACAACAUCUCCAACUUACUUGACUUCGAUAUUCCUCCCGCCCCAACACCAAGAAGUAUGCCAUCCAUCACACCAAGAGAGCUUGAAAGCUUGAAAUCUGCUUUCCUGUCGGAAAUUAGUAGCCUCAAAGCUUCACUAAGCGGCAAGGAAGCCGAAGUACAAUCUCUCAAGACUGCCGUUGGAGAUGCAGAAAAGCGCGUUGGCGAAAGUCUAGAGCAGGUCCGAGAAGAACGCAGCUUGAAGGAGCAAUUGGCAGCUGAUAAGGAGGACUGGGAGAAACGGAGUCGUGAGAUGGAAGCUGUGCUUAGAAAUGUGAAAGAAGAGAUCGUUCAUGGUGAAAGAGAAAGGAAUGAACUUGAAGGAAGAUUAGAAGAAAGUGAGAGAAGACGGGAUGCAGCGGAGAUGAUGGCUCAAGAGGCUGAAAGCAAAAUGGCUGCAAUGAGAGCAGGAAAGUCGUCGCCGACUUCAGAGACCAGCGAGACGAAAUCCGGAGACUGCGAGUGUGGCGGUAGAGCUGUUGAGCUUGCUGUCGAGAAAGUCUCCAGAGAGCUUCAUACUCUCUACAAAGAUAAACAUGAGACGAAAGUCUCUGCUCUGAAGAAGAGUUAUGAGAAGCGUUGGGAGAAGAAGGUCAAGGAACUGGAGAACAAAAUUGAAGAUCUGACGAAAGAGAAUGAGGAUAUCAAGCUCGGACGAGAUACAACAAUGACAAAAGUCGAGCCAAAGAAUCCUCUGGAAGUGACAGAGGACCUCGAGAAGCAAGCCGCCAGAGAUGCCAAGACGAAAGAGAUGGAGGCCGAACUGGAGGGUCUCUCACAAGUCGUCAGAAGCGUGAAGCACGACAAUUCCGAGCUCCGGAAGAUGUUGGACGAAGAAAGAGUUGAGAAGGGCAAAUUGGUCGCUGCCUUGGACGAGAUGAUCCCUUUGGUUGCCGCUUGUGACGAGAUGCUCUCCAAUCAGAUGGAAAACUCAGCACCGUUUCAAUCAGCACAGAGCAUCCCUCAAGCUCCAAGUCAUUCGAACGUCGAGAAUCUUCGUGGCAGCAUCUCGCGAGCCUCUGGUCUUAGAGCGCCGGGCAGCGGGGCUCAGGGUGAAAGCCGCAUUGGUAGAGGAGGGUUUGGUGUCCCGGCAGGAAAUGGCCCUGAGAGGACUAGGAGUGGUAGUGCUCAAGGUAUGAGACCGGGGAGUGGGCUGGGGUACAGAAGCGGGAUAAUGGCUUCUAUUGAGAAGAUGGGCAAUCAGAAAGGAAGAGGGGGCGAGUGAAUGUUCUGAUGGCUCGGGCAGAAAUUGUGCUUUGAUGGUGGAGGUUUUGGUGUCUUGAUUUUGUUCUGAAGGCGUCGUUUGGGUGACUCUGUUAUGAUCAACUUGUCAAUAAAGUUUUUAUGCCCUUGAGUUUACGGUGAAAGUCCGAAACUUUUUGAGAACCAGUGGGAUCGAAUUGUAUGGAUUGUGUCAAUGUUCCUUGUGCCUUGCAACCAUUUCCUUGAAACUGACCACUGAAAUGUCUG
Molecule: messenger RNA, 2553 nt
Organism: Mollisia scopiformis
Lineage: Eukaryota; Fungi; Ascomycota; Leotiomycetes; Helotiales; Mollisiaceae
Exons: 1
Coding region: 89-2308 (739 amino acids)
Biological process (GO): cell population proliferation; mitotic spindle organization
Cellular component (GO): cytoplasm
Source: RefSeq, a predicted model, not a curated record